AUGGUCGCUCUAUCUAAACAGAUGGCUAAGGUAAGUAUGGUAAGUAGUUCUUCUGGAUCUUCAGUUAAUAAUGUUUCUAUGUGCGAUACCUGCGGUGUUCCUGGUCAUUGUUCAAGCACAUGCCCCCACAUUUAUGAGGAGGCAAAUUCUUUGUACAAUAGGCCAGUGAACAAUCCUUUCUCUAACACUCACAAUGCAGGCACUAAGAAUCAUCCGUUCUUGUUAUACAAGAGCACCAAUGUGUUGAACCUGCCACCAUAUCAACAACCGCACAAUGCACCAGGGUUCAACCAAAGACCCAAACAGCCAAAACACCCAACUCCACUGCACCACCACCAUCCACCCUUCAAUGUAGAGUCACAAAUUUCAGAGCUUAGAAGUAUAGUGCAGGCACAUAUACAAUUUAGCAGUGCGCACAUGAAGAUGCUAGAGACUCAAGUCACACAGUUGUCUCAACAUAUGCGUGCUCCUAAUCAAUUUCCUAGCCAGCCUGAACAUAAGGACAAGGGGCCCAGUCAAAUAAAUGUUGUGAUCGAGGUGGAAGGUAACAUAUUGGCUGACACUCCUCUUCAGAAAGUGUUUUCUGUGAAGCCAGUUGUUGAUACUAAUUCUGAUGUUGUUAUCUUUGAGUCUAUUGAAUUGAGACAUGACCAUGAAAAUGGGAAGAAGUCUAGAAUAACUGACAUUAAAAUUGACUAUAUCCCUUUUCCUCAGAUGUUGGCCCAAGCCAAACUUGAGAGGAAGUAUGAGAAGUUUUUUAAGUUACUCAAAGACAACUCUUUAGAGUCGUCUUUUCUAGACAUUCUAGCCAAGGCACCCACAGUUUUCAAAAUGUUUGAGGACUCAUUAUCUGAUAAGCAUGGGGGGACUGUCAUAGUUCCUAAGUUAGGAGACCCCGGUAAUUUCAGUAUUCUUGUUACUAUUGGAGGUGUUUUAAUAAACAAAGCUUUAUGUGACUUGGGUGCAGGUGUGAGCUUGAUGCCAUAUUCAUUAUAUAAGAAACUAGGAAUUGUUGGUAAACUGGCCCCCUAUGAGACUAAACUGCAACUGGCCGACCGUUGUCUCAUCUACCCUAAGGGAAUUUUGAUAGAUGUGUCGGUGGGUAUUGGACGGUCUGUGGUCCCUUGUGAUUUCUUAAUUGUAGAUAUACCCGAGGGCCCUAAGACCCCAAUCAUUCUAGGGAGACCAUGUUUGGAAACUUGUGAGACCGUGGUAGAUGUUGCUACAGACACUCCCCCUAAAUCUAGCUAUGAGUUAUAUGUUGAUACUUUAGAGGUCUUUCUUGAAGGCAUCGGGGGGAGUGAAGAAGUAAUGAGUUGGGAAGACGGCUUGCCUGUGUCUGGUGAAAGCCGAGUUCUCCUAGGAGUUUCUUAA
Molecule: messenger RNA, 1374 nt
Organism: Amaranthus tricolor (Joseph's coat)
Lineage: Eukaryota; Viridiplantae; Streptophyta; Magnoliopsida; Caryophyllales; Amaranthaceae
Exons: 3
Coding region: 1-1374 (457 amino acids)
Source: RefSeq, a predicted model, not a curated record